AGCGGCCGGGGAGGCGGCGGACGGGCACGGGGGCCGCGCGAUGUCGCACGGAGCCGGGCUCGUCCGCACCACGUGCAGCAGCGGCGGCGGACCGGGGGCCGGCGCGGGGCAGCCGGGCGCGAGGCCCUCGGAGGGGCUGCUGGACCCCGUCUACCCCCGCACGUACUCGGCCCUGCUGAAAGUGGCGCAGAUGGUCACGCUGCUGAUCGCCUUCAUCUGCGUCAGGAGUUCUAUGUGGGUCAGCUACAGCGCCUACAGCUACUUUGAAGUGGUCACCAUUUGCAACUUGAUAAUGAUCCUCGCCUUUUAUCUGGUGCACCUCUUCCGCCUCUACCGCUUGCUCACCUGCAUCAGCUGGCCGCUGUCGGAACUUCUGCACUAUUUAAUCGGUACCCUGCUCCUCCUAAUCGCCUCCAUUGUGGCAGCCUCCAAGAGUUACAGCCAGAGCGGACUGGUAGCUGGAGCGAUCUUCGGUUUCGUGGCCACCUUCCUCUGCCUGGCGAGCAUCUGGAUGUCCUACAAGAUCUCGUGUGUGACCCAGUCAGCAGAUGCAGCUGUGUGAUGCCAGCCCAGGCCCGGCCCCGCGGGAAGCCCUGCGCACAGGAGGGGGAGUGAAGCCGCCUUAAGUCCUCUUAGAGAAACCAAGCCAUCUCCUAAUUUAUCCAGCUUGGAAAGCCUCUCUCUGGAGAGAGCCUCUUCCUUAAGUGAGGCGUGUCUGCAGAAGCACUCUGUGGUCAGCCUGUCCCCAGAGAGGAGAUCCCGGCUCCUUUCGGGCUUCAGCCUUAAUUUCUAUUGUGUGUGUGUCUGUGUGUUUGUGUGUGUGUUGUAUGUGUGUGUCGGUGUGUGGGCGUGUGUGUGUUUUGUAAUAAAAUAUUGACUUGGCCAAUUGCACAAGGAUUUCUUAUUAACUGAGGCUGUCGACCAGGAGUAAAGUGAUGGGGCCCACAAAGCUCGUGGGGACGCCUGGGGGCCCGCUCCUGCGUGUGCA
This is a messenger RNA of Neomonachus schauinslandi (Hawaiian monk seal), 988 nucleotides long. It is a transcript of the gene CMTM7, whose product is annotated as CKLF like MARVEL transmembrane domain containing 7. Lineage: Eukaryota; Metazoa; Chordata; Mammalia; Carnivora; Phocidae. The transcript has 6 exons. Gene Ontology annotation, cellular component: membrane. The record is from RefSeq and is a predicted model, not a curated record. The coding region runs from base 41 to 562 and encodes 173 amino acids.